UCUGGUAACGCUGGUCGUCUGCCGCUUUGUUCCGCGCCGCCUCACAGGCCGCAAGACAUAAGUGUACCAGCUAGUGGGUGGUGGUGUGACUAGCCGUCAGGAUGUUGCCGCUUGGGUCUGUGUGUCCUCUCGGCGUACGGUUGUUAGGUGUGUGUUCUAGAGUGCCAGUGGUGACCUGUGUGAGAGGCAUCACAUACGGGGAGAAUGAUGCCGUCAAUCCCAACUUUGUGAACCGCAAUCCUCGGAACAUGGAAAUGCUGCGGCUGGCUCGGAAGCCUGAGGGAUGGAAUCUGGAGGCAUCAUCUCGUACAUAUUGGUACAAACUGGUCCUGGAGAAGAGCAACAGGCACUCCACAGGCUGGGUUGAGCAUCAUACUGGCACCCCUGUUGUUUCUGCUUCCACCCGAGAGUGGGCCAUCAAGCAGCAUCUAUACUCCACUACUGAUACCAAUGCUGUCUACAACAUAGGGUGUAUUCUGGCAAGGCGAUGCUUGGAGUCUGGCAUUUCUGAGGUGUACACUGAACUGGACCAAUAUGCUGAAUCUUCUGGGAAGAUUCAGAAGUUCUUGUCAGCCAUGAAGGAGGGUGGUGUGGAGCUGAAGGAGCCACGCUUCAUCCAUGAGCUCUCUGUGGGGAUGUUUUCCCGCAGGAGGCCUGCACUUCCUUGGCAAGUGCAGGAGGAAGGGGUUUCCUCACCACCUUCUCCUAUCUCAUGAUAACUGAUAGUUUAAGAUUCUGUUUCUGUACAUUUAGUAAAUUUUAUUUGUAAA
Messenger RNA from Scylla paramamosain (green mud crab), 770 nucleotides. It is a transcript of the gene mRpL18, whose product is annotated as large ribosomal subunit protein uL18m-like. Gene Ontology annotation, biological process: translation. Gene Ontology annotation, molecular function: structural constituent of ribosome; 5S rRNA binding. Lineage: Eukaryota; Metazoa; Arthropoda; Malacostraca; Decapoda; Portunidae. Bases 102 to 716 code for a protein of 204 amino acids. The transcript is spliced from 4 exons. Gene Ontology annotation, cellular component: mitochondrion; ribosome. The record is from RefSeq and is a predicted model, not a curated record.